AAUUCCCCGGGCCGGAGCCUAAUGAUGGGGAGGCCUGCCGGUGCUAAAGUUAAAACGCCCGGGCGGCCCGGCUUGCGCCACCGCCUCGCCGCCGCCACCCCCGCGCUCCUCCGGCGGCGGUGGCGGCAGCAGCUGCGCUGAGCGUCCGCGGGCCCGGCUCCAGCAUGGACAGCCGCCUCCUCGAGCACCCCCAUGCCCAGUUCGGCGGCAUGGUGGGCUUCCCCUACCCCAUCGGGCCCCCCCACGUCUACGAGCUGGCCGGCCACCAGCUCCAGGCCGCCGCCGCCGCCGCCGCCGCCGCCUCGGUGCCCUUCUCCAUCGACGGAUUACUCAACGGCUCCUGCGCCGCCGCCGCCGCCGCCGCCGCCGCCGCCGUGGUCAACCCCAACCCGCUGCUCCCCUCCGGCUGCGGCGUCAACGGGGAUGCUCAGCCCUUCAAGCUGGCCGACUCGGUGGAUCCGGACAAGGAAAGUCCGGGGUGCAAGAGACGAAGGACCCGGACGAAUUUUACGGGCUGGCAACUGGAAGAGCUGGAGAAAGCCUUCAACGAAAGCCAUUACCCCGACGUCUUCAUGCGGGAAGCCCUGGCGUUGCGGCUGGACCUGGUGGAGUCGCGAGUGCAGGUCUGGUUCCAAAACCGUCGGGCCAAGUGGCGGAAGAAAGAGAACACGAAAAAGGGUCCCGGCCGGCCGGCCCACAACUCGCACCCCACCACCUGCAGCGGGGAGCCCAUGGAUCCCGAGGAGAUCGCGCGCAAGGAGCUGGAGAAGAUGGAGAAGAAGAAGCGCAAGCACGAGAAGAAGCUGCUGAAAGGCCAGGCGCGCGGCCUCCACUCGCCCAGCGGCCUCUCGGUCAACAGCAGCACGCAGAGCUCCGACAGCGACGGCGGGGGAGGCGGCGGGGGCUGCGGCGGCGGCCUCUCCCCGGACCCACCCGACGGCUGCAAGACGCCCUCGAGCAGCGCCCACCGCCACGCGCCCUUGACCGGCGGUUGCGACCCGGCCGCCGCCGCCGCCGCCUCGGCUUUCUACUCGGGUCGCUGCGCCGCCAAGGACCAGCCGGGGGGCCCGUCAGGAUCGGAGUGCGCGGCGCCCCCCGCGCUGCCCGGCGGCUACCCCAAGCUCAACCCCUUCAGCGUGGAGAGCCUCUUGUCGGACUCCCCGCCGCGGCGGAAAGCGGCGCUGGACUUCUCGCCGGCCCUGGCCCCCUGCGCCCCCGCGGCGCGCACCCUGAUCGGCAAGGGCCACUUUCUGCUCUACCCCAUCACGCAGCCGCUGGGCUUCAUCGUGCCCCAGGCCGCCCUGAAGAGCAACCCGGCCCAGGAGGCGCCCCAGCGAGGCUCCCCGCUCCCUGCCGCCAACCCCAGCCCGGACCCCGCGCCCCCCAAGAGCAGCAGCACGGCCGCCAUCUCCACGCCCGGCGACGGCGGCGCCUCCCUGCCCAGGAAGGUGCUGGCCUCGCCGCUGGCCGCCUCGUGCUCCUCGGCCGCCUCCCCCGCGCCCUACGGCGGCGACUCGGCUUCCCAGGGAGACGGGAGCAGCGGCCCGGCGGCGCCCCCCAAGUCCCCCCCGAAGGAGGCCGCCCACGCCAAAGGCAAUCCGGAUUGCCGCACGACGGAGAGAGACUGUGCAACGGAGAGCAACGGUUUAGACUGUGAGGAGGUGGAUAUGGACUAGAAGAAAGGGCGGCGGGGGUGGGGGCAGAUGAGUAUCUUUAUCUGCUAGAUUCCUUGCGGGUUGGGCGGGGGGUAAAUGGAUCAGUCGAAACUUCUCCCAUUCCCAAAAUUUUUCCUCUAGAUUCUGCCCAUCCCUCGGUUCGCCACCUCUGUUUUUCCAUUAUUCUUCUCGCCUCUCUCCCCCCCCCCAAAAAACUUUCCCAGGUUCUAACUUUGCGCUCUUGAAAUCAGGUGACCGAUUUUUUAUUUUAAUUUUUUUUAAUAAAGGGGGGGGAGAGAUUUUUCCAAUUUCAUUUUAUUUUGUUUGGUUUGUUCCCCAAAAGAAGCUCCGAGUGGCCGGGACUUCCGGGGUUCUGUUUUGGGUUUUUUUGUUUUUUUUUCCCGAAGCUGGACUUGACCUGAAUACAAACUGUUUAAAAGAAAAAAAAUCCCCUCAACCAACCAGACACAACAGCGACUCCUCAAACCUUGUAAAUUGCAAAAAAAAAAAAAAAAAAAAA
This is a messenger RNA of Crotalus tigris (Tiger rattlesnake), 2175 nucleotides long. RefSeq names its product UNC homeobox (gene UNCX). The record is from RefSeq and is a predicted model, not a curated record. Bases 165 to 1676 code for a protein of 503 amino acids. Lineage: Eukaryota; Metazoa; Chordata; Lepidosauria; Squamata; Viperidae. The transcript is spliced from 3 exons. Gene Ontology annotation, molecular function: DNA-binding transcription factor activity, RNA polymerase II-specific; sequence-specific double-stranded DNA binding. Gene Ontology annotation, biological process: regulation of DNA-templated transcription.